Cuscuta epithymum is the source of this 5832-nucleotide messenger RNA. The record is from the annotation of a GenBank genome assembly. NCBI's taxonomy places the organism in Eukaryota, Viridiplantae, Streptophyta, Magnoliopsida, Solanales, Convolvulaceae.
UUUUUUGAAAAUCAAAUAACUUUAUUAAUCACUAUUGUUCAAAACAUGAAUAAUACAAUCAGGAGGAGAAUCCAACCAAGUACCGCCAGACCCAGAACAAACCUCUCUAGCUAGAAUAUGAGCCGCCUGAUUCGCUGUACGGUGCACAUAUUGGACACUUAUAUUGGUAAAAUCAACCAUCACAUGUCUAAUAUUUCUAAAGAUGAUAUCAUUGUUGUGUAAACCGUCUUCCUGAGCAAGUCCCUGCAAAAUCUGUUUAGCAUCUGAUUCCACGACAGCCCGUUGCCAUCCUUGCUCUAACGCCCACUUGACCGCUUCCUCAAUAGCCAUUGCUUCCGUCGUGCCUGAUGCAUAUCUACCCUUCCGUCAAAUGUUUUUUCCUACAAGAAAAAACCCCAGACUAUCUCAUACCACCAGCCCCAACCCUCUUAUAUCACCUAUAUUUGAGGUAGCGACAUCCACAUUUAUUUUCACCCACCCCUCUUCCGGUGGUUUCCACAUUUCGCUAUGCCUUGCCGAAGUCAGCUCCUGGGGGGCGGAAAUUUGUGCAGCUUUCCAUCCGUCUAGCACGGUUUCGCCACAAGCAAUGACACCUUACAUGUUUGGAUUUAAAAUUUUCCAAACUUUUUCAUUCCGCGCCUUCCAUAAGCUCCAACACAGAUCAUGACAAACUUCCCGAACUCAGCCUUCGUGCUACUGGUUGCCACCGAAGAUGCCCACACCCCAAAGUCGUGGCCUGGAAUCUACAAAAAGCUGCUGCCCCUGUUGUGCCAUACCGACCGAGCAAAGGUGCAGUCUUGAAGGACAUGAAGGGAGCUUUCCUCUUUAUGCCCACAUAUCAAGCAUUUUGGCCAUAACGGAACUCUACGUUGAAUCAACCGUUGUUUACUCGGUAAACAAUCCACACAAGCUUGCCAAAAGAAAUUUUUUACCUUCGGAGGUAUAUCAAGCUUCCAUAUCUUCGUCCAGCCAACAUCUGGCAACGUACUAUGGGUGAUUCGCUUAUAACAAGUGCGGACUGAGUAGACACCCUUGUCGUCAUCCGCCCAAAUGAGUUCGUCCUCUCCUUGUUCUGGCCUCAAUGGAAUGCUUGCUAUGAGGUUUCUUUCUUCCGGUUGAAAAGGAUCAUCUAAUAAGUCGUAGUCCCAACCUAUUCCAUCAUUUAACACGAGGGACUUCACGAAGAUGUCCUCCAGCCCCUCAAUCUCGUUUCAAGCCGGCCUGCAAUCUUUAGAAUAAAAAAGCCAGUUAUCCUUCCAAACUUUUACCGAAUUUGUUAUACAGUACUUGGUACUAAGGAUUUUUUCUUUUGGACUGUUUUCAGUCACAGACCAGACCAGAUCAGACCAGACUUGACUUCCGUAGUUAUAAAAUACACAGAGACCAGACGUUUACCAGACCAGACCAGACCAGAUCAGACCAGACCAGCAAAUUUCAGUCCAAAAGAAAACGUCCUAAACAAAAUUAAAUGAGAAAAGGUGCAAAUAGGCCCAUGAGAAGAUAACUGCGCAGUUAUCUUCAAAAAUUCAUUUGAAUGCCUUCCCGAUUGACGUUUUAGCUGAAAUUUGGUAUGCGUAAACUAGACUUGCUGAGUAAGAUGCUCAAAAAAUUUCAUAAAAAAAUUCCACCGGGAACCACCCCAAAUGACGACGGCCGUACAAAGCCUGUUAAAUAAGGGCUUAUUUGACUUUUUUUUGGUCAGUUUUUAUAGAAUCUUUAUUACAACCAUUCCCAUUUAAGAUCUUUUUAUUCAAAUAUUCAAAAGUUUUCCUCGUUUGCUGACACUACGGCACUAGUGCGCGACUGGAGGACUGAGCCUUUCACAUCGCAGCUGGGACAAACCACAAAACCCUUAAAAGAAAGUCUUAAACCUCGAGCGCUGAACCUCCAGUAAUGCUGUAACUCUCUCUACGAAUGGCUGUUUCCAGCAAUUGUGUAAAGCACAUUGAAUCAUUCGUCAGCUCUUCUAGCUCUCCUGCCCAACAGGUUCAUGCCCAAUCUUCAUGGUUUUCUUUUCUGCCUCUCUGUUUAAUUUGGCUGAGCAACUCAGGAAUCUCCACCUGGCUAUAUACGCUGGUUGAGUUCACUACUAUGCGUAUAUUUUCUAUGAAUUUGUUUGAACAAUUAUCUUUGGUUGUAAUUCAGUACAGACGGCCUUGUAUGCGUAGUUAAUGUGCUCUGUUAAUGUGUUUGGGUUACAGGCUGCAAGUGUAGAAAAUAUAGCUUCGCUUGUGAAAAAUGACCAGUUAACAUUAGACGGACUGGUUAGGGAGAUGGAUAUGUAUUUGACGACUACAGAUACCAUCAUUCGCUCAAGAGGGAUCCUUCUCCUUGGGCAUGUAUUGGAGGAAUUAUCACUGAAACCUUUAAAAGGUGCUGCUAUACAGAGUUUGACAGGAUUCUUCAUAGAGAGAUUGGUUGAUUGGAAAGCUUUGCAUGGCGCUCUAGUUGGUUGCUUGGCACUAUUGAGAAGGAAACACAUUGUUGGCAAGGUCACAGACAGCCAAGCAAAGGCUGUUGCACAAUCUUUUUUGGAGACUAUGCAAGUGCAAUCUUUGGGACGACAUGAAAGAAAGCUUUGCUUUCAAAUUUUGGAAUGCUUAUUAAACAGCUUUCCAGAUGCAGUCGAACCAAUGGGUGAUGUCCUUGUUUAUGGAAUCUGUGAAUCGAUUGAUGGUGAAAAAGAUCCACAAUGCUUGAUGCUCAUAUUUAGGAUUGUUGAAGCUCUAGCGCGGGUGUUUCCUCAUUCUUGUGGUUCACUAGCAAGUUAUGCCGAAGAUCUUUUUGAGAUUCUUGGGUGUUACUUCCCUAUCCAUUAUACACAUUCAAAAAGCCAGGAUGUUGAUAUAAAGAGGGAGGAGCUCUCACAGGCACUGAUGCUGGCAUUUGCGUCUACACCUUGUUUUGAACCAUAUGUAAUUCCAUUACUUCUUGAGAAACUAUCUUCUGAUUUGCCGUCAACAAAGGUUGAAUCUCUCAAGUUCCUUAGCUACUGCACAUUGAAAUAUGGGGCGGAUAGAAUGCAAAAGCAUUAUGCAGCUCUUUGGUCGGCACUGAAAGAUACAAUAUUUGUCAAACCACAAUCUGCAGUGUUAAUAGAAUCUGGAUUAGUUGAUGGUAUAUAUUUUCAAGAGAGUGAAAUAAUGAUUCAAGCUGUAGAGCUGCUUCAGACAAUUGUUCAGCAAAGUAAUGGUUCUUUCGUAAGUACUAUUCUGGAUGAUGAAGACAUAAAGACAUUUAUAAACUCAUUGAAUGAGUUGAAAGAUCUUGGUAAUGCUUCUCUACAAAACAAACAGAGAUUGCAUGCAGUUGCUUGUAUUCUCUCAACUCCUGCCAGAUCUUGUGUAGCUUCUUGUGAUGCAGUUUUCAAAAGCGUAUUCACUCUCUUAAUGGAUGCAUUAAAAAUUUCUGAUGAUACUGUGUCUAAAGAUAUCAUUCUUACUUGUACAACAUUCAAUUUUGGAGCCUUGUAUCUCUCUGUUGAACUACUGUCAGCAUGCAGACAUUUGGUGUUGUUGAGCUAUGAUGGUAUAGUGCCUUCUCCUGAUUUUCCCAGUAUGCCUUGGUGCGGCAUACUACGUGGCUUCUCUACUUCAUUAAGCGUUUUCUUAAUUUCUCUCCUACACGCACCUGGUGCUGAAAGCUUGCCGAAUGUGUAUAUUUACUAUGCAGUUAAUGGUUUGAAGACUCUUGCUAUGUUUCCGGGAAGCUUCAGUUCAGUGCCAAUGCCUAUUUUUGAGAAUGUUUUGUUAACUUUGAUAUCAGUAAUCACUACUGAUUUUGACAAAACAUUUUUAUCGAGAACUGCAUUGAAAGCUUUAGUAGAUAUUGGUUUGUAUAUUGAUAAGUUCUGUGAAGUUGAGAAAGUUUCAAGCUUUGAAAGUAUUGUCAUGGAAAAACUUGCUUUCCUGAUAUCUUCGGAUGACCAUACCGUGCCUCUGUCUUUCAAACUCCAAGCAAGUUUUGAUAUUGGAGUUACUGGGCUGAAGUAUAUGAAGAAAGUAGUUCAGGAAUUGGACAAGACACUAUCUGACAAAUUGUCUCAUGUAUUUGUCAGUGAGAAUGUGAAGUUGAUCCGGAUGACAAUCUCACUAUUGGACUGCUAUGCUGGGAAGGUCCUUUCAUGGUUUCAUAACAAUGGAGGUUCUGAUGAAGUCCCUUUGAAUCUUGCAUUUGUUAUAUUGGAAAAUAUUGAAACAAGUUUGCGUUCCAGCAUUGGUUUUCAGGAAACUGAACUUCUUGACGCGAUAACGAGAGCGCUGAAACAUGCCGUAGCCAACUGUUCAGAGAGAAACCAGGAGAAAAUUAUUAUAAGAGCUUUUGACUUGAUUUCUUCAGAUUCAUUUGAGGAUUCAAAACCUUGUAUUACAUUAUUCAACUCCAGUGACGGACAACUUACUAGAUUCUUGGAUGAAAUUUCAUGCAGAGAUGAAUGCAUUGCGUCACUUAUUGCCUCAGUCAUAAUAGCUUUACGCCCUCAAAGUCACGUACCAAAUCUUAAACUGUUAUUGGAGUUCUUUUUAAUGAACCUCCUCAGAGGUCACAUUCCAUCAGCUCAGGCAUUGGGGUCUUUGGUUAACAAACUGCCUUUAGAAACCGAUGAAAAAAACAUUAAUCUGGAAGAAGCUAUAGAUGCAUUGUUUAACGAAGAAAUCUGGGAUUCCUGCAAUUUUUACGAUGGAAAUAAGUGCUCUCUUAUGGACAAUGGUGGUUAUAUAAAUUUCAGUAGGCUAAGGUUAAAUGGCCAUUAUGUGUGUUGUACUGCUCAUGCUAUUGUUGGAUUAGCCUGGAUAGGGAAAGGUUUACUUAUGCGUGGUCAUCAAAUGAUAAAAGGCAUUACUAGUUCCUUCUUGAGUUGCAUACUAUUAAAUGGAAAUGGUGGGACCCUUCAAGACUCAGACGCUCUGGUGGAAGACAAUGAAGGGCUAGAAAGGCUGUCUUUGAGGAAAUCCGCCGCUGAUGCAUUUCAUGUUCUUAUGAGUGAUUCUGAAGCUUGUUUGAAUAGAAAAUAUCAUGCUACUAUUCGACCACUUCAUAAGCAACGAUUUUACAGUACGAUGUUGCCUAUAUUAUUAUCAUCAAUUUUGGAAUGUGAUUCACCAACUACACGAUCCUUACUGUACAGAGCUUUCUCACAUUUGAUCACUGGUGCUCCUCUCACCGCUGUUGUUAAUGAUUCCCGAAAGGUUGUCCCUGUGCUACUAGAUUGCCUAUUAAUGUUGCAAGAUGAUGAACAUGAUAAAGAUAUCAUCUUCAGUGUCUUAUUAGUCCUAUCUGGAGUAUUGAUGGAUAAAGUUGGACAAGAGGCUGUCAAUGAAAACGCUCAUCUUGUUGUCCACCAACUUGCUAAACUCGUUUCAUAUCCUCAUAUGAUGGUAGUCCGUGAAACAGCAAUUCAGUGUCUUAUGGCCUUGUCAGGUCUACCCCAAUCGAGAAUAUAUCCCUUCAGAAAAGAGGUUUUGCAAGCUAUAUCAAAAGCAGUUGAUGAUCCAAAGAGAGCUGUUCGGCAAGAAGCUGUCAGAUGUCGGCAUACAUGGUCAGCAGUCAUGGGUCGAUAGCUGCAUUGGAAAACUAUACUAGAGCUUAAAGCGUAUAUUAUACAUAUGAAUACCAUUAUACUAGAGCUUCUCUUUACAAGACUACAAGCAAGUAUGGUGUUAAAUUUUUUAUAAAUGUUUGAGUUUAUUGUUUCCAAUAGAUAGUUUGUAAUACCGUAACUAGUAUCGUGACCUCAUUUGCUUUAAUCUAUUUAUAGUUUAUGAUGUACACAGAUUCGUCCAUUCCUCGACUGAAUUUCUGUUUGUUUUUUGCACUCUUAUUUUUCAAAUGCAA